Plenodomus lingam JN3 is the source of this 618-nucleotide messenger RNA. RefSeq lists its product as uncharacterized. The record is from RefSeq and is a predicted model, not a curated record. NCBI's taxonomy places the organism in Eukaryota, Fungi, Ascomycota, Dothideomycetes, Pleosporales, Leptosphaeriaceae. Gene Ontology annotation, cellular component: membrane.
AUGGCAGACGAUAAGAAGAGACAGGCUAAGCGUAAGGCGGCUGCGAAUGGCGUGGAGAAUCCAAGUGGAGCGGCUACAUUGUUGGCUAUACCGUCGUAUUUGGCGAUGGUACCUGUUACCUCGUACCUUACGAAACCGGGAAGUAUUACACAAUCGCUCACACAUGCUCUUAUAAAAUUGCUUCCUGGUGUUGGUGCCACAGCGAUAACAUCCGGCCGCGCCAUCCCCGCCCUCUCCGCCCUCUACAUCUUCUGGACCUUUGCCGCAACGGGCGUCAUUUCCGCCGCUGGACAAGCCAUGGGCCGCGCCGAGGGCCUCGAUGUCGAGCAUCCCCGCGCCCACAUCCAGGAGCUGAGGGGUCUACCGUUGCGACUUCACAGUGCGCACUAUGCGGUGUUGGAGAACUUUGGCGCCUUUGCACUCACCGCCGCACUCGCACAAGUCACGGCGCCCAACGAUGCGCAGAUUGUGAAUCUCUUGGGCUUCCAUGUUAUUGCCAAGUUGCUGGUGCAUUACCCGUCGUAUGUGGGUAAUGUUACGCUGUCGAGGACUGCUGCGCAUGUCAGUGCUACGGCGGCCUUGAUGAAUGUUUGUUGGAGAUUGGCGGCGGGGAGUUAG